This is a messenger RNA of Lolium perenne, 334 nucleotides long. The record is from RefSeq and is a predicted model, not a curated record. NCBI's taxonomy places the organism in Eukaryota, Viridiplantae, Streptophyta, Magnoliopsida, Poales, Poaceae.
CCACAAGAUCGGGCACAUGUCCGGCCGGUUCGAUCCGAACCGGACGUCCAAGGCGCCGCUCACCAAGGCCCAGGUGGCCAGCCGGGUGAACCACAUCACCAAGGCGAACUUGGCGGAGGACUGGAGCUACGGGCUGGCGCCCUGCGACAGGAACCAUCCACCGGCGCGGGUUUUUGAGCGCCAGAACGCCGAGGACGGCGACCUGGCGACGAAGAGGUGGACGCCGGAUCUCGUCGAUCCGGCUGACCAAGCCGGCGACCAUGCCGGCGACGACGAUCUGGAUCAACAAUGGCUCAAAAUGGGCUUGGAAUUCAUCAAGUUCAAGAUCAAAUGA